GUGUAAUACUUUUCUACAUCUGCUUCAGGAAGAAAGUGCCUGCCAUUCCUGUCUCUGCAGUUUCAUGCCAGCCCAGAACAGAGAAUCAGUUGGCGCCCAGAUUUCAAGUCUUGAGUAAAGUACCAUCUGGGAAUGGGCCCUGGUGUGCUCACACAUUCAGAACCUGUUACCCAAGGAAUGCCCUAAAGAGUCAGCAGUGUUUAUCACCCACCAGUCAAGAUGAACAUGGUGAAGAGGAUCAUGGGACGGCCACGGCAGGAGGAAUGCAGCCCACAGGACAACGCCUUGGGCCUGAUGCACCUCCGCAGGCUCUUCACUGAGUUGUGCCAUCCUCCCCGGCACAUGACCCAGAAGGAACAGGAGGAGAAGCUGUACAUGAUGCUGCCAGUGUUUAACAGGGUUUUUGGAAAUGCUCCACCAAAUACAAUGACAGAAAAGUUUUCUGAUCUUCUGCAGUUCACAACGCAAGUCUCACGACUAAUGGUGACAGAAAUUCGAAGGAGAGCAUCAAAUAAAUCCACAGAGGCUGCAAGUCGGGCCAUAGUCCAGUUCCUGGAGAUCAAUCAGAGUGAAGAAGCCAGCAGAGGCUGGAUGCUUCUGACAACAAUUAACCUGUUGGCCUCCUCUGGUCAGAAAACCGUGGACUGCAUGACAACGAUGUCAGUGCCUUCCACCCUGGUUAAAUGUUUGUAUCUGUUUUUUGACCUUCCACAUGUGCCUGAGGCAGUUGGAGGUGCACAGAAUGAGCUACCUCUAGCAGAGCGUCGAGGACUACUCCAGAAAGUUUUUGUCCAGAUCUUAGUAAAACUCUGCAGUUUUGUUUCUCCGGCGGAGGAGCUGGCUCAGAAAGAUGACCUCCAGCUCUUAUUCAGUGCAAUAACUUCUUGGUGCCCCCCCUAUAACCUGCCCUGGAGGAAGAGUGCGGGAGAAGUCCUCAUGACCAUCUCCCGUCAUGGGCUGAGUGUCAACGUGGUGAAGUAUAUUCAUGAAAAAGAAUGCUUAUCAACAUGUGUUCAGAAUAUGCAGCAGUCAGAUGACCUGUCUCCCCUAGAAAUUGUUGAGAUGUUUGCUGGGCUUUCUUGUUUCCUCAAAGAUUCCAGCGAUGUCUCCCAAACACUUCUGGAUGAUUUCCGGAUAUGGCAAGGAUAUAAUUUUCUUUGUGAUCUCUUGCUUAGAUUGGAACAAGCUAAAGAAGCAGAAUCCAAAGAUGCCUUGAAAGAUCUGGUGAAUCUGAUAACUUCCCUGACAACAUAUGGUGUUAAUGAACUGAAGCCAGCUGGUGUUACCACAGGGGCACCCUUUUUAUUGCCUGGAUUUGCAGUACCUCAGCCUGCAGGGAAAGGUCACAGUGUGAGAAACAUCCAGGCCUUUGCAGUCCUUCAGAAUGCAUUUUUAAAAGCAAAAACCGGCUUCCUUGCCCAAAUCAUCCUCGAUGCCAUCACAAAUAUUUACAUGGCUGACAAUGCCAAUUACUUCAUCCUAGAGUCACAGCACACCCUGUCACAGUUCGCAGAGAAGAUCUCUAAACUCCCAGAAGUACAAAACAAAUACUUUGAGAUGCUGGAGUUUGUUGUUUUUAGCUUAAAUUAUAUUCCCUGUAAAGAGCUCAUUAGUGUUAGUAUCCUGUUAAAAUCUAGCUCUUCUUACCACUGUAGCAUUAUUGCAAUGAAAACCCUUCUUAAGUUUACAAGACAUGACUACAUAUUUAAAGAUGUCUUCAGAGAGGUGGGCCUUCUGGAGGUCAUGGUAAACCUUUUGCAUAAAUAUGCUGCCCUCCUGAAGGAUCCAACUCAGGCACUGAAUGAGCAAGGGGACUCAAGAAAUAACAGUUUAGUUGAAGACCAAAAACACCUGGCUCUGUUGGUUAUGGAGGCCUUGACAGUGCUUCUUCAAGGAUCAAACACAAAUGCAGGAAUAUUCCGAGAGUUUGGAGGUGCAAGAUGUGCACACAAUAUAGUGAAGUACCCCCAGUGCCGGCAGCAUGCCCUGAUGACCAUCCAGCAGCUGGUGCUCUCUCCAAAUGGGGAUGACGACAUGGGCACUCUCCUGGGGUUGAUGCACUCAGCCCCGCCCACAGAACUGCAGUUGAAAACUGACAUCUUAAGGGCCCUCCUAUCAGUCCUUCGGGAAAGCCAUCGCUCUAGAACAGUUUUUAGGAAAGUCGGAGGAUUUGUGUACAUUACAUCCUUGCUCGUUGCUAUGGAAAGGUCUUUGAGCUGUCCACCCAAGAAUGGCUGGGAGAAGGUGAACCAGAAUCAAGUGUUUGAGCUUCUCCACACUGUGUUCUGCACACUGACUGCAGCCCUGCGCUAUGAACCAGCCAACUCUCAUUUCUUCAAAACAGAGAUUCAGUAUGAGAAGUUGGCAGAUGCUGUUCGAUUUCUUGGCUGCUUCUCAGACCUUAGAAAAAUAAGCGCCAUGAAUGUCUUCCCCUCAAACACACAGCCUUUCCAAAGACUGUUAGAGGAAGACGUGGUCUCAGUGGACUCCGUGUCACCCACUUUGCGGCACUGCAGUAAACUCUUUAUCUAUCUCUACAAAGUAGCCACAGAUUCUUUUGACAGUCGUGCAGAACAGAUCCCUCCUUGCCUGACAAGCGAGUCUUCUCUCCCCUCUCCUUGGGGGACACCAGCUUUGUCCAGGAAAAGGCAUGCAUUUCAUUGUGUUUCCACUCCCCCAGUUUAUCCCACAAAAAAUGUUGCUGAUCUGAAACUUCAUGUGACAAGUUCACCUCUGCAGACUUCCGAUGCAGUCAUCAUCCACCCUGGAGCCAUGCUGGCCAUGCUGGACCUCCUGGCCUCUGUAGGGUCAGUGACACAGCCAGAACAUGCUUUGGACCUCCAACUUGCUGUGGCCAACAUUUUGCAAUCCCUGGUGCACACAGAGAGAAACCAGCAAGUUAUGUGUGAAGCUGGUCUUCAUGCACGACUGCUGCAGAGGUGCAGUGCCGCCCUGGCAGAUGAGGACCACUCUCUGCACCCACCGCUCCAGCGCAUGUUUGAACGUUUAGCCUCCCAGGCCUUGGAGCCCAUGGUGCUGAGGGAGUUUUUGCGUUUGGCGAGCCCUUUGAAUUGUGGUGCCUGGGACAAAAAACUCUUAAAACAAUAUAGGGUUCACAAACCAAGUUCACUGAGCUAUGAACCAGAGAUGAGAGGCAGUAUGAUCAGCUCUCUGGAAGGUCUGGGUUCUGAUAAUGUUUUCAGCUUACAUGAAGAUAACCAUUACCGAAUAAGCAAAAGCCUGGUAAAAUCUGCAGAAGGAAGCACUGUACCCUUGACCAGAGUGAAGUGUCUAGUUUCCAUGACAACCCCACAUGACAUCAGACUUCAUGGGUCAUCCGUUACUCCAGCUUUUGUUGAAUUUGACACAUCCCUUGAAGGAUUUGGUUGCCUGUUUCUACCCAGCUUGGCCCCCCACAACGCCCCUACCAACAAUGCUGUCACAACAGGUCUUACUGAUGGGGCUGUGGUCAGUGGCAUUGGUUCCGGUGAAAGGUUCUUCCCUCCUCCAUCUGGCUUAAGCUACUCUAGCUGGUUUUGCAUUGAACACUUCAGUUCUCCUCCAAAUACCCACCCUGUCAGGCUCCUCACUGUUGUGCGAAGAGCCAAUUCAUCUGAGCAGCAUUACGUGUGCCUUGCCAUAGUUCUGUCUGCAAAAGACCGGUCCUUAAUUGUAUCCACCAAAGAGGAGCUCCUCCAGAAUUAUGUUGAUGAUUUCAAUGAAGAAUCCUCUUUUUAUGAGAUUCUCCCAUGCUGUGCCCGCUUUCGAUGUGGAGAGCUGAUAGUUGAGGGACAGUGGCAUCAUCUGGUUCUGGUAAUGAGCAAAGGCAUGCUGAAGAACAGCACCGCAGCCCUCUAUAUUGACGGGCAGCUUGUUAACACUGUAAAGUUGCACUAUGUUCACAGCACUCCUGGGGGCUCUGGUUCUGCAAAUCCCCCGGUGGUGAGCACAGUCUAUGCCUACAUUGGCACUCCACCUGCACAACGCCAGAUUGCUUCACUGGUUUGGCGCCUGGGACCCACUCAUUUUCUAGAAGAAGUUUUACCUCCUACUAAUGUUACUACUGUAUAUGAACUUGGACCAAAUUAUGUUGGAAGUUUUCAGGCUGUAUGUAUACCAUGCAAAGAUGCAAAGUCUGAAGGUACUGUCCCAUCACCCGUGUCAUUAGUUGCAGAGGAGAAGGUGUCCUUUGGCCUCUAUGCACUCUCUGUGUCCUCCCUAACAGUGGCAAGAAUUCGGAAAGUCUAUAACAAGUUGGAUAGCAAAGCCAUUGCUAAACAGUUAGGCAUCUCCUCCCAUGAGAAUGCCACUCCAGUGAGGCUGAUACACAAUGCAGCAGGCCAUCUGAAUGGACCUGCUCGCACCAUCGGGGCCACUCUCAUUGGUUACUUGGGAGUAAGAACAUUUGUCCCUAAGCCUGUUGCCACUACUUUGCAGUACAUUGGAGGAGCUGCAGCCAUCCUGGGCCUAGUGGCCAUGGCCUCUGAUGUGGAAGGGCUGUAUGCAGCAGUCAAGGCCCUGGUUUGUGUGGUCAAGAGUAACCCACUAGCCAGUAAGGAAAUGGAAAGAAUCAAGGGCUACCAGUUGCUGGCAAUGCUGCUUAAGAAGAAACGUUCCCUUCUCAACAGCCAUAUCCUCCACCUAACAUUCUCCCUGGUGGGAACUGUUGAUAGUGGCCAUGAGACCUCCAUUAUUCCAAAUUCAACUGCUUUCCAGGACCUGCUAUGUGAUUUUGAAGUCUGGCUCCAUGCACCAUAUGAACUUCAUCUUUCUUUAUUUGAACACUUCAUUGAACUGCUCACAGAGUCCAGUGAGGCUUCAAAGAAUGCCAAAUUAAUGAGGGAAUUCCAGUUAAUCCCAAAGCUGCUCCUGACUCUUCGGGAUAUGUCUUUAUCCCAGCCAACCAUCGCUGCUAUCAGCAAUGUGCUGAGCUUCCUGCUGCAAGGUUUCCCCAACAGCAACGAUCUACUCAGGUUUGGCCAGUUCGUUUCUUCUACUUUGCCAACUUUUGCGGUUUGUGAGAAAUUUGUAGUUAUGGAAAUAAAUAAUGAAGAAAAACUUGAAACUGGAAGUGAAGAAGAGUUUGGAGGUCUUGUAUCUGCUAAUCUUAUACUUUUGAGGAACAGACUUCUAGAUAUCCUGCUAAAACUAGUUUAUACAUCUAAAGAAAAGACAAGCAUUAACUUGCAAGCUUGUGAAGAACUGGUCAGGACCCUGGGUUUUGACUGGAUUAUGAUGUUUAUGGAAGAACACUUGCAUUCUACCACAGUUACAGCCGCCAUGAGGAUUCUUGUUGUCCUACUGAGUAAUCAAUCUAUUCUCAUCAAGUUUAAAGAAGGACUCAGUGGCGGAGGAUGGCUUGAACAGACAGAUUCUGUCUUAACUAAUAAGAUAGGAACUGUGUUAGGAUUCAAUGUGGGCAGGAGUGCCGGCGGGAGAUCCACACUCAGGGAGCUUAACCGAGAUGCUUGCCACUUUCCUGGGUUUCCAGUUCUUCAGUCUUUCCUUCCUAAGCACACAAAUGUCCCUGCCCUCUAUUUUCUCCUCAUGGCCUUGUUUCUGCAGCAGCCAGUGAGUGAGCUGCCUGAGAACCUGCAGGUCAGUGUGCCUGUCAUCAGCAGCCGAUGUAAGCAGGGUUGCCAGUUUGAUUUGGAUUCCAUCUGGACAUUUAUCUUUGGAGUUCCUGCCUCUAGUGGAACCGUGGUCUCUUCUAUCCACAAUGUGUGUACAGAAGCUGCUUUUUUAUUGCUGGGAAUGCUCCGCAGCAUGCUGAAUUCACCGUGGCAGUCGGAAGAAGAGGGCUCAUGGCUACGAGAGUACCCAGUGACCCUCAUGCAGUUCUUUAGAUACUUGUAUCACAAUGUGCCAGACCUCGCCUCCAUGUGGAUGAGCCCUGAUUUCCUGUGUGCAUUAGCAGCAACUGUCUUCCCCUUCAACAUCCGCCCUUACUCAGAGAUGGUGACUGAUCUCGAUGAUGAAGUUGGAUCUCCAGCAGAAGAGUUUAAAGCCUUUGCUGCAGACACAGGAAUGAACAGGAGCCAGUCAGAGUACUGCAAUGUGGGCACCAAAACCUAUCUGACCAACCACCCAGCUAAAAAGUUCGUCUUUGACUUCAUGCGGGUCUUAAUAAUCGACAACCUCUGUCUUACCCCUGCCAGCAAGCAGACUCCACUAAUUGAUCUUCUGUUGGAGGCAUCCCCUGAAAGAUCAACAAGAACUCAGCAAAAAGAAUUUCAGACAUACAUUUUGGAUAGUGUGAUGGACCAUUUGCUUGCAGCUGAUGUGUUACUGGGGGAAGAUGCGUCUCUGCCUAUUACCAGUGGAGGAAGCUACCAGGUAUUGGUGAACAAUGUAUUUUAUUUCACACAACGUGUGGUGGACAAGCUUUGGCAAGGCAUGUUCAACAAAGAAUCUAAACUUCUUAUAGAUUUUAUAAUUCAACUAAUUGCACAGUCAAAGAGAAGAUCACAGGGGUUGUCGCUGGAUGCAGUUUAUCACUGCCUCAAUAGGACCAUCUUGUACCAGUUCUCCAGGGCUCACAAAACUGUUCCACAGCAAGUAGCUCUCCUUGAUUCACUCAGGGUCCUAACUGUAAACAGAAACUUGAUCCUGGGCCCUGGGAACCACGACCAAGAAUUUAUUAGCUGUCUUGCUCACUGCCUGAUUAAUCUACAUGUUGGAAGCAACGUGGAUGGAUUUGGACUGGAAGCAGAAGCACGCAUGACCACAUGGCACAUCAUGAUUCCCUCUGACAUUGAACCAGAUGGUGGCUACAGCCAAGAUAUCAGUGAAGGGCGUCAGCUUCUCAUAAAAGCUGUCAACAGAGUUUGGACUGAAUUGAUCCAUAGUAAGAAACAAGUCUUGGAGGAACUUUUCAAAGUCACACUGCCUGUGAACGACAGGGGCCACGUGGACAUAGCCGUAGCAAGGCCGCUCAUUGAAGAGGCUGGUUUGAAGUGCUGGCAGAAUCAUUUAGCCCAUGAGAAGAAAUGCAUAAGUCGAGGAGAAGCAUUAGUUCCCACCACACAAUCUAAACUGUCUCGUGUCAGCAGCGGCUUUGGUCUUUCCAAAUUAACAGGAUCAAGAAGGAAUCGAAAAGAAAGCGGUCUUCAUAAACACAGUCUUUCCACCCAGGAGAUUUCUCAGUGGAUGUUUACACAUAUUGCUGUUGUUCGUGACCUAGUGGAUACACAGUACAAGGAAUAUCAGGAGCGCCAACAAAAUGCCCUGAAGUAUGUGACUGAGGAAUGGUGCCAGAUCGAGUGUGAGCUGUUGCGGGAGCGAGGAUUAUGGGGUCCUCCCAUUGGCUCCCAUCUAGACAAAUGGAUGUUAGAGAUGACGGAGGGGCCCUGCAGAAUGAGGAAAAAGAUGGUGCGGAAUGACAUGUUCUAUAACCACUACCCUUACGUGCCAGAAACAGAGCAGGAGACAAAUGUGGCGUCUGAGAUUCCAAGUAAACAGCCUGAGACACCCGAUGAUAUCAUUCCUCAAAAGAAACCCGCUCGGUACAGAAGAGCCAUAAGCUAUGACAGUAAAGAAUACUACAUGCGCCUGGCCUCUGGCAACCCAGCCAUUGUCCAGGAUGCCAUUGUAGAGACUUCAGAAGGUGAAGCCACCCAGCAAGAACCAGAGCACGGUGAAGACACCAUUGCCAAGGUCAAAGGCCUGGUCAAGCCUCCUCUGAAACGCUCUCGGUCUGCACCUGAUGGAGGAGAUGAGGAGACUCAGGAGCAGCUCCAAGACCAGAUUGCUGAGAGCAGCUCCAUAGAAGAAGAAGAGAAAACAGACAAUGCCACCUUGCUGCGCCUGUUAGAGGAAGGAGAAAAGAUUCAACACAUGUACCGCUGUGCCCGAGUCCAGGGCCUGGACACCAGUGAGGGCCUGCUUCUUUUUGGUAAAGAGCAUUUUUAUGUGAUUGAUGGAUUUACCAUGACAGCAACCAGGGAAAUAAGAGAUAUUGAAACUUUACCUCCAAAUAUGCAUGAGCCAAUUAUCCCUAGAGGAGCCAGACAAGGCCCCAGUCAACUCAAGAGAACAUGCAGCAUUUUUGCUUAUGAGGAUAUCAAGGAGGUUCAUAAGCGGAGGUAUCUCCUGCAGCCUAUUGCUGUUGAAGUUUUCUCUGGAGAUGGCCGGAAUUACCUCCUUGCUUUUCAGAAGGGAAUUCGGAAUAAAGUCUACCAAAGGUUUUUGGCAGUGGUACCAUCUCUCACUGACAGCUCGGAGUCUGUCUCUGGGCAGAGACCGAAUACCAGCGUGGAACAAGGAUCUGGAUUGCUUAGUACUUUGGUUGGAGAAAAAUCUGUGACUCAGAGAUGGGAGAGAGGUGAAAUCAGCAACUUCCAGUACUUGAUGCACUUGAACACUCUGGCGGGUAGAUCCUACAAUGACCUCAUGCAGUACCCUGUCUUCCCCUGGAUCCUUGCAGACUACGACUCAGAGGAGGUUGAUCUUACUAAUCCCAAGACAUUUAGAAACCUGGCUAAGCCAAUGGGAGCACAGACAGAUGAACGACUGGCCCAGUACAAGAAGCGGUACAAAGACUGGGAGGACCCUAAUGGAGAGACUCCAGCCUACCACUAUGGGACCCACUACUCCUCUGCCAUGAUCGUGGCCUCAUACCUUGUAAGAAUGGAGCCUUUCACACAGAUAUUCUUAAGGCUUCAGGGUGGCCACUUUGACCUGGCAGAUCGGAUGUUCCACAGUGUGCGUGAGGCCUGGUAUUCAGCAUCAAAGCACAACAUGGCGGAUGUAAAAGAACUUAUCCCAGAAUUUUUUUACUUACCAGAAUUCCUGUUCAAUUCCAACAACUUCGAUCUAGGUUGUAAACAAAAUGGCACCAAACUUGGAGAUGUUAUCCUUCCCCCCUGGGCAAAGGGAGACCCACGAGAGUUUAUCAGAGUCCACCGUGAGGCUUUGGAGUGUGAUUACGUGAGUGCCCACCUGCAUGAGUGGAUUGACUUGAUCUUUGGCUACAAGCAGCAGGGCCCUGCUGCAGUAGAAGCUGUCAAUGUCUUCCAUCACCUUUUUUAUGAGGGUCAAGUGGAUAUCUACAACAUCAAUGACCCACUAAAGGAGACAGCCACCAUCGGGUUCAUUAAUAAUUUUGGUCAAAUCCCUAAACAGUUGUUUAAAAAACCUCAUCCGCCGAAGAGAGUGAGGAGCCGGCUCAAUGGAGACACUGUAGGAAUCUCUGUCCCACAAGGAUCCACGAGUGACAAGAUCUUUUUCCAUCAUCUAGACAACCUAAGGCCUUCAUUAACACCUGUGAAAGAACUCAAAGAGCCUGUGGGACAAAUAGUAUGUACAGAUAAAGGAAUUCUUGCAGUAGAGCAGAACAAGGUUCUUAUUCCACCAACAUGGAACAAAACUUUCGCCUGGGGCUAUGCAGAUCUCAGCUGCAGACUGGGAACCUAUGAGUCAGACAAGGCAGUGACGGUUUAUGAAUGUUUGUCCGAGUGGGGCCAGAUUCUCUGUGCGAUCUGCCCCAACCCCAAGUUGGUCAUCACGGGUGGUACAAGCACAGUGGUAUGCGUGUGGGAGAUGGGAACCUCAAAAGAAAAGGCGAAGACCCUCACGCUCAAGCAGGCUUUGCUUGGCCACACUGAUACUGUCACCUGUGCCACAGCAUCACUGGCCUAUCACAUCAUCGUCAGUGGGUCCCGGGACAGAACCUGCAUCAUUUGGGAUUUGAACAAACUGUCAUUUCUAACCCAGCUCCGUGGCCACCGAGCUCCAGUUUCUGCUCUUUGUAUCAAUGAAUUAACAGGGGACAUUGUGUCCUGCGCUGGCACCUACAUCCACGUGUGGAGCAUUAAUGGGAACCCUGUUGUGAGUGUGAACACAUUCACAGGCAGGAGCCAGCAGAUUGUCUGCUGCUGUGUGUCAGAGAUGAACGAAUGGGACACACAGAAUGUCAUAGUGACAGGACACUCAGACGGAGUGGUCCGGUUCUGGAGAAUGGAGUUUUUGCAAGUUCCUGAAACACCAGCUCCUGAGCCCGUUGAAGUCCUAGAAAUGCAAGAAGACUGUUCAGAAGCACAAAUAGGGCAGCAAGCCCAAGACGAGGACAGCAGUGAUUCGGAAGCAGAGGAGCAGAGCAUCAGCCAGGAUCCUAAGGACGCUCCCAGCCAGCCCAGCAGCACCAGCCAUAGGCCCCGGGCAGCCUCCUGCCGAGCCACAGCCACCUGGUGUACAGAUAGUGGCUCUGAUGACUCCAGACGCUGGUCUGAUCAGCUGAGUCUUGAUGAGAAAGACGGCUUCAUAUUUGUGAACUAUUCUGAGGGCCAGACCAGAGCACAUCUGCAGGGCCCCCUUGCCCACCCUCACCCCAAUCCCAUCGAAGCACGAAAUUACAGCAGAUUGAAACCUGGGUACCGGUGGGAACGCCAGCUGGUGUUCAGAAGCAAACUGACUAUGCAUACAGCCUUUGAUCGAAGGGACAAUGCACACCCAGCUGAGGUCACCGCAUUGGGCGUCUCCAAGGAUCACAGCAGAAUCCUCAUUGGUGACAGUCGAGGCCGAGUGUUCAGCUGGUCUGUGAGUGACCAGCCAGGCCGUUCUGCUGCCGACCACUGGGUGAAGGAUGAAGGUGGUGACAGCUGCUCAGGGUGCUCCGUGCGCUUCUCCCUUACAGAAAGACGGCACCACUGCAGGAACUGCGGCCAGCUCUUCUGCCAGAAGUGCAGUCGAUUUCAGUCAGAAAUCAAACGCUUGAAAAUCUCAUCCCCAGUGCGCGUCUGUCAGAACUGCUAUUAUAAUUUACAGCAUGAGAGGGGGUCAGAAGAUGGACCUCGAAACUGUUGAAGGCUGUGCAAACUGACAGAGACCAUGGUCUGGGGAGCACUUCCUGGUCCCGUCGCAGCUCAGAAGGCAUAGAAGCCGUCUCCGUUUACACAUCUCUUCACACUAUGUGUUUGAAGUGUUGAAUUCAAACGGAUCAUUGGAUCACGGGUUCAGAGGACAGUGACUGGCAGGUGGUUUUCAGGAGCGUUUAAGUACCUGAGUCGCCCUGUAACAGUAGCCGUCUCCAAGAGCAAACUUCUUGCUCCUUACCUGUCCUUCCCUAAAUCUCAUUUUUAUAGCGCUACUCAUCCUUAUUUGGAAAAACAAAGAAAAACAAAAAGGCUUCUAGAAAAUGGUUGUAAAUCUGACUUCUUUGCAAGUAACUCUGUAUAUUGUAAAUAGGUAUAAAGGCCUUUUUUUUCUAAAUAAGGACCUAAUUGCCUGUAACAUGAGACUUCAAACUAAACCACUAACUCAAUGAACUACUUAAGGUUUAUGUAACACCUCUCCAGUAUAAAUAUGUUUUUUUUUUAAUCCUCAAAGACAUCUUCUGUAAUAUUUUUUUCCUUUUCCAACCUAGACUGUGUGCCUGAUAUCAUUUUUUUCAAGUUGCCCACAGUAUCUCCACUUAAGCUAGGCUAGUAACCAAAAUGUGGACCUUUAGGAUCCAGUGUGGGAGAGAAGACAGCUGGCUGGUCAUCAGGUAACCUGGAAACACCUGGGCAUCCUGUUCCUCGCCAGUUCAGUUGCGCUUAUGUGGCAGGCCCCCUUAAACUAACCUCAGGCCAUGUGGUCUGACCACGUUAGUGUAGGAUAAAGGGGAUCAGACGACCGUAUCAGGCAGGACAUAGUCUUGCCUUAGCUAAUGGAAAUCUAUUUGCAUGUAACCCCAGAUUAGCUUCUCUUGCAUAGAACAUAACACGAAUGUGUCUUUGCAGACACUAAUGUUCUAUAUAGCUUAUUUUCAAAAUUAAAAAAAAAGGUGAAAAAAAGUGUACAGAAUUAACAUUUAAACCUUGUUGUAAAAUUGGAUCAUGUCGGAACUGCUUAAAAUUAACCUUUACCAUUUAAUGCCAUCUACCUGAAAACGGUGAGAUUUAUACUGUAUUGAUGUCUAUUUUUUUGGUUUUGCUAUGAAUAUAAUUACAGUAUUUUAAUAUUUAGUUAUUUAAUUUGUUCUACUAGUUGGAUACAGAACACACAAAUUCAGAAGGGUUAAAGCUGGUGGGGGCUAAGAGAUUAGUUUAUAGAAAAAUGGCUUUGGUGGUGGGAUUUUUUUAAAUGUGUGUUAUGUACAUAAAUAUAAAUAUAUGUAUAUGAAAUCAAAUAAUUAAUCUAGAUUUUAACAUUUUCAGAUACUUAGUGCUAAUAUUAUGAACAAUUCUAAAAGCCCUGUGAUUUGAACAACGUAGGAUCAUGAAUGGCCCAAGGAAGGAAGGACAGGCCUUCACACCUUCACAGAGGUAUCACGCAAAGGACAGUGGCUUUGGCUUUCCCAACGUUCCAUCCUUAGGCCCUGGUGACAGGCACACUUAUGCACUAAAAUGCACAUAUAUGCACCUGUGUUCAGAAAUAGGCAUUUGGUACAAUAAUGAUCUUGUACCUGAUGGGCUGAAACCAGCUUAAGAACAUAUGUGUUCUUCCUGAUAACUAGGUCUCCAAGAGAAAAUGUAAAGGCUGCGUUAGUGCCUUAUGCUACUAAAUUUCAACCUUUAUUUACCUAGGUUUGAGCCUCUGGUCUAUUUAUGAUACAUAUCAAAGUUGAUUCAAAUACUUCCAUUUCUAAAAAGUUCAAAUACACUUGUGAAUAAAAGGAUUAUUGGCAUUAAUACUCUCACUUGAAGAACAGUUGUGUGGUUUUCCUUUCUGUGCCUCACUCCUCGCCCUCUCCCAUCACCAUCUUCUCCAACUCUAGAAACGAUGCUGGUGUUCACCAGCUGCAGAGACUGUGCUUUCACACAGUGGUGGGCUGGCCCUGUCUGCCCCUCUGGAUGCACUGUAGCAGUGUUAUUCUACACUUUUUCAAAGAGGUGUCCUCCUUUUGUCCAUGAACCAUGUUUACCCAUACCUGAUGACAGAGGUGUUCCUUAAAGACUUGAAUAUAGGAAUGUGUGUGUGGUCUCUUAAAGGUUAUUCCUCUGUAUAAUCUCAAGUCCUUUGGGAUAAAUACACUUAAACUUUCCAACACAACUUCCAUAACUAGCAGGUGGAAACCAAACCCCUCAAGAUAGUAUUUCCUCUGGCAGCUGGUGCUGUGGGCAACUGUUUUGUUCCAUCAGGUUUUCUUCUCUUUCCUUUUUGCUUCUACUGCAGAAAUCACAGACUCACUCACGGAGAGCAGUGUACUCACGGACAUUAGCUCAUGGUUUCUCUGGGCAUCUUUCUAUGUUCCAUGUCAGUUUGUUCACCAACAUCCACUCUCACCAUGUUGUCCACCUUUCUGUGGUCUGUAUUUUUCUGAGUACCUCACAGGGCUCCAGCCUGAUCUUUGUAGCUUGUCUGUACAUCCUUCUGCCCAUGCAUCCACCCAUGUGCUCUAACAUUCGUGUGUAGUGUGCAAGUGUAACGUCAUGCUUUUGAAGCGAGAUAGCUGCCUAAAGCAGCCAACCAUCCGGAUAAUAGCAAAACACUCUAGAUAAGUUAUUUUGCACUUUCUUAUGUAUAAAGUUGGUAGAAACUUAUUUUUGCUUUGUAUCAUUUAAAUACAUUUUGUUUUAGUAAAUGAACUGUGUAUAAAAUAUUUAUGCUGUUAAAACUGUUUUUAGAAAGUAUUUUUAAUUUCAGCAAGUUUGGUUACUUGUUGCAUGACCAUUAACACAGCUGACUUUUUGUGUCAGUGCAAUGUAUAUUUUUGUCCUGUUAGUAACUUGUAAACCCUAGUAAUGGCCAAUUAUUUGUACAGCAACAGAAGUAAAUUGAUGAUACUGGCUAAGACUGGAUUGAUUGUGGACUUUUGUAUUAUAUUGCAGAACACAAUAUCUGUUUCUUUGGUGGUUAUGUAAAAGGCCUGAAGAAUUCCUAUCUAGUGUGCAAUCUGUGAUACUGAAUGUUCAUUGUAUAUCUG
This is a messenger RNA of Nannospalax galili (Upper Galilee mountains blind mole rat), 13846 nucleotides long. RefSeq names its product WD repeat and FYVE domain containing 3 (gene Wdfy3). The record is from RefSeq and is a predicted model, not a curated record. Gene Ontology annotation, molecular function: protein binding; metal ion binding. NCBI's taxonomy places the organism in Eukaryota, Metazoa, Chordata, Mammalia, Rodentia, Spalacidae. Bases 220 to 10803 code for a protein of 3527 amino acids. The transcript is spliced from 67 exons.